GACUAUAUAAUAGUUGUCGCGAUAAUUUGUUCGAAGUAACACUUCAGCAAGAUGCGGUUGCUCUUCGUACUCCUGGUAGCUGGCUCAGCUUUCGGUUUUUCCAACGCGGAAGACCUUCCCUCACUCGAAGGAGCCAAGGUCUACCGACUGAUACCAGACACGGAUGAGAAACUAUCAGCAGUCCUCGCUCACCAUGGUAAGGAAGGAUAUGACAUCUUGAGGCGUGGUCACGUUCUUGGUGACGAGAUAAGAAUACUGGUGACCGCCGACUACGUCGAGGCUUUCGAAACCGAAUUGACGGAGUAUGAAAUCGACAAUGUGAUCGAAAUUGAAAACGCCCAGGAAGUUAUCGACGAAGAGAAAACACGCCAGAGUGUAGGCCCGUCCAUUACUCACGUGAAUGGCCGGAUUUCGUUCGAAGCUUAUCCGCGUUAUGACGCCGUCCUUGAAUACCUCCAAGAACUUGCUACCAACUACAGCAGUAUUGCUACCGUAGUGAACAUCGGUACCUCUUAUGAAGGCCGCCCCAUUAGUGGUUUGAAAAUAUCCUCCGGCGGUACAGGCAAACCCGCAAUUCUAAUCGAUUCUGCAAUGCACGCCCGUGAAUGGAUCGCCCCUACAUCGGCUCUUUACGCUAUCAACCAAUUGGUAGAAAAUAGCGAAAACUCCGAUCUCUACGCGAGCGUCGACUGGUACAUAUUCCCGGUCGCGAACCCUGACGGUUACGAAUUCACCCACACCAACUACCGUCUGUGGAGAAAGACCCGCAGCAUCAAUACCGGCAGUUCCUGUCGCGGUGUUGACCCUAACCGUAACUUCGGAUACUACUGGAUGUUGAACGGUGCUUCCGACCUUCCGUGCAGUGACAUCUACGCCGGGACCGAAGCCUUCUCAGAGGUUGAAACACAGGCUCUGCGAGACUUUGUCCUGGCCAACAACGAAACCAUCAAAUUAUACCUGGCCGUGCAUUCGUACGGAAACUACUUCCUUUAUCCGUGGGGAUACACUGCAGAUUUACCCGACAACGAGGAGGAGUUGAGAACUUUGGCCGAAGCUGCGGACGACGCACUUUCCACUUUGCGUGGAACGCGCUAUACCAUCGGAACCUCGACAAACGUUCUAUAUGAAGCAGCCGGUGGAAGUGACGACUGGGUGAAGGGUGUCGGUGGCGUCGAACUUUCUUACACUCCAGAAUUGACGGGUGGCGGUAUUUUCGGCUUUGACCCUCCCGUAUCUGAAAUUCUACCCAUUGGCCAGGAAUUUUUCUUGGCCACUCGCGUUUUCGGCGAAUAUAUCGCAGAGAAAUUCGGUUCAUCAAAGUGAUUACUUAAAAACUCUAUA
Messenger RNA from Diprion similis, 1341 nucleotides. RefSeq names its product carboxypeptidase B-like. Gene Ontology annotation, molecular function: metallocarboxypeptidase activity; zinc ion binding. Lineage: Eukaryota; Metazoa; Arthropoda; Insecta; Hymenoptera; Diprionidae. The transcript has 8 exons. Bases 52 to 1323 code for a protein of 423 amino acids. Gene Ontology annotation, biological process: proteolysis. The record is from RefSeq and is a predicted model, not a curated record.